AUGCUCUCCGGCGGCUCAUUUCAGCCGCUCUUCUCGGCCGCCUUCAUGCAGCAGCUGCCCAGCUUGCAGCAGUUUCAAUCGCAGCUGGCCUGUCUGCAGCAACAGUCGGCCUCGACGAUGACGCCGAUUCGGAAGGCCCGAGUCGGGGGGAGCAGUGUGAAGACGGCCAAGGUGUGGAAAUACUUUGACCAGCUGCCCGUCGAGGAACAAGCCGCGGAGUGCCAGCUAUGCCGGAAAAAGAUCAAGGCCACGAAUAGCAGCACGACUGGAAUGAUUCGGCAUUUGCGGAGUUGCCACGUCGCCGAAUACCAACUACUGCAGGAGGCCAGGCAGAGCAGCAUCAAAUUUGAUGAAAAGCCGGCGCGCCCGGGCCUGAAGGACUCUCCCCAAACGUCGGUGCUACAACAGAAAUCACCGUCAUCGAUGUCAUCAGCGUCUGAUACAACGUCAUCCCUCUCCACAACAGCAUCCCCACCCUUCCACCCUCUACAAACACUCACAAAUACAGUAUCGCCGAUACUCCCACCAGCCGGAUUGCCAGCGCCAAAGCCGUUGAAGCCGGUCACCGCCAAGAUUGAGUUGACCGAGGCCGAAGAGGAAGAAGCGACGGACCUGCGAACAAAGCCCUGCACCCCGUCCAUCGGCACCGCUUUCUCGGUAGUGCGCAAAGCGUCGGCAUUCGAUGAACCCCCAAAGUCCGACCCGCUCUACGUGAACCCCAGCAUCGACGUGAUGAAGCUGAACUCGCAGGUGGCCAUGAUGUUGCUGUUGGAUGGGCAUCCGUCAAAUAUCGUGGAUCGGCCUGGGUUUAGGGGAUUGUUAAGCCCUCAUAACCCACUAGGCGGGCUCGCUGCCAUGAAUCAACCUCCGCACCACGCGACGUCCCCUUUGGACAUGUCGCUGAAGGAAGAGACGCGACCGUUAAAAGAAGAGGCCGUGACCACUCCGGCCGCCGACGAGGAGCAGAUCCGCAUAGAUGAGGACAGCGACUCGGCCAGCAGUGCCGAGAGUGAACGGGUAGACGAUGGAAAAGCCAAAGAUGGGAACGCCCUCCAAGCGACGGCCGACCCUUCGCUGCUGACAGCCCUACAACGAUGUCGGGCCCUAUCCCUCGUCUUCCACUCCGUAUCACUACCCACCUCCCACCCUCCACGACCAUCCGACCCUCACUCAGGGCCGAACGUUCAGCAAGAUGUCGCGUUUGUCGCCAACAAUGUCGAGCAAAUCAACCUGUGGCUCCGCGAGCAUCCAGAAUCCGGUCUUCUCGAAGUGUCGGAAGACGAGAAAGUCGUCCUCAACGCCCUUCACGAUCAACUCCAAAAGUGCGCGACCGACACCCCAGAGAGCAGGACACAAAUUGCUGUU
This is a messenger RNA of Mesorhabditis spiculigera, 1365 nucleotides long. The record is from the annotation of a GenBank genome assembly. Lineage: Eukaryota; Metazoa; Nematoda; Chromadorea; Rhabditida; Rhabditidae.